AUGGCCGUUAAUGCGAGGUUUUGGCGGGCCAAUGCGGUUGCUCCUAGGAUUAUCGAUGGCGUUGGGCUUGGCGAAACCCCCAGGCGGCGUCAUGGCGGACCAUGUACCCAGGAGCAGAGGCCAAUAAGAGAGAUGCAAUUAAGGCAGCAGCCUUGCCAUGUCCGGGCUGGCUUCGCCUAG
Messenger RNA from Bipolaris oryzae ATCC 44560, 180 nucleotides. RefSeq lists its product as uncharacterized. NCBI's taxonomy places the organism in Eukaryota, Fungi, Ascomycota, Dothideomycetes, Pleosporales, Pleosporaceae. Bases 1 to 180 code for a protein of 59 amino acids. The transcript is spliced from 2 exons. The record is from RefSeq and is a predicted model, not a curated record.